Molecule: messenger RNA, 3024 nt
Organism: Australozyma saopauloensis
Lineage: Eukaryota; Fungi; Ascomycota; Pichiomycetes; Serinales; Metschnikowiaceae
Exons: 1
Coding region: 1-3024 (1007 amino acids)
Biological process (GO): positive regulation of TORC1 signaling
Cellular component (GO): cytoplasm
Molecular function (GO): protein binding
Source: RefSeq, a predicted model, not a curated record
AUGUCCGGGUCAAUCGUUCGAGCUAUCAAUUGGGAUCUCGGCUACGAGCAACGAUUCCUAGCCAUCAAUCCUCUCCGAGACGAAGUCUCGCUCUACCAAACACACCACGAAAACCCGCCCGUCGAGUCCAACUCCAUCUCGAAAACCCAUUCCUACAAAAACAUCGAGCAGAUCCAAUGUCUCUCGUAUCUGCGACCCCAUGUAGGGUGGACUGGUGUAGGAACAAUGGAUGGUAUAGUGCAUGUCUUUGACGUAACGAAGCCAGCUUCUCCUACGUUGAGGCUUCGCACAAAACACAAUAGGCCCUGUAAUUCUUUGAGUUUCAAUGACGGCUCGCUUGUGGCUGCCAGCUUCGAUAAGUCUCGGCAAGACAACUCGUUGCAGAUCUGGGACUUGGUUAAACACACUAGUAUAUUUUCCACCUCGACAGAGGUCAACGAGUCCGUAGUCGCGCGCCCGAGUCAUGGGUAUCUCUCCAACGAGGCCACUCUCUCCACUGUAUUUAAUCUAGGCGAUCCGUCCGGCACUCUCCUCAUGGCAGGCAGUUAUAAGCUAUUGAGAGAGUUUGAUUUGCGUGAUUCUUCGCCAACACCGAUCUAUCAAGUGGCCACGAAAUGCACGCUGCGCAUCACACUCGAUCCGUUGCAGCCUCAUAUAUUCAGUUCUGUUGGAGAUGACGGUACGCUUUCUAUCUGGGACCGACGUAAGCUCUUAGACACCGCGAGAGGACCGGUUGCGUCCGAAUUGCCAGUUCUUCAGUUCAAUAAGCUUCUCAAUGAUGGCUUGAGACGCGGAAAUUCUUUGUGCUUUAGAUUCUCUACAAUUCGCCGCGGUGAGUUCUCUGCUAUAUUCAACGGUAACUUGAUUCGUAGAUGGAAUACCGGAUGCGUGCCAAUAGCGAAGGACUUAUCACCGCCUACAUUUACUGAUAGCCUGAGUGUUUUAUCUGGACUCAAGCAGCAAAGCGCACAACUAUACGAUCCUCAUGAAGAGCUGUUCUUUGUUGCCAUGGUUUUGGAUUGCAAGACAGAUUUACCUAAUGUGACCUCUUUUGACUAUUCACCAGACACUUCUUCCCACACAUCGACAAACUUUGUUUGCAUGCGUGAGAAAGGGCUGGUCUUUCGUAUGCCAGUCGUGGAAAGUGUGGAGGCGAUUGAUUUCAAUUCGUACAAUGAAUUUUCCACAGCCGGUCCAGAGGGAAGUUACACAAAGUUUGCUGAAGAUCAGAGUCUUACAACUGAUAAUGUGAAGCAGAGCGCACCCAUCCAAGGUGCUCACUUGCAGAGUCAUGAGGCAAGAGGUGUAGACUCCGAAGAAGUGACAUCAACUCUUGGAGAUGAAGAGAGUACAGGACCCAUUAAUCACUCCAACACUCAUUUGCCAAAUGACUCUUUCAGCGAGCACGAGAAAAACAUUAAGAAGUUUCACGAAGAAAGCAAUUCUUACUAUCCCUUGAGAAGCACUGUUGGCUUAACUGAUGUCAUGCGUACUGAUAUCUGUUAUGUGAUGAGGCAACGAGCUCUUUGUGGCUAUUCAGUGGAUUGCGAGGCAAACUUUCGUAUAUUGGAACAAACCCAGGGGCCUGGUGCAUCCUUGUCGCUACAAAAUACCUGGAGAUGGAUCAGUUUGGCUAAAAAGUCUCUUGAGAAAGGGACGAUGUUGUGCAAAGGAGUAGACCUAGGCUAUGUCGGCGUUUUAGCAAUGUGGAAAGGCGUGGAAGAAUUGGCUGGCCAAGAUCGUGCCUUCAUCACUGAUGACAAAGAACAAAUUAAACCAACAGGCUCCUCGGUUACGAAGCAGAUGUUCUCAAAUGCAGUGCGGUCGAUGAUUGCCAAUAAGGAGAAGAAAUCUGCUGGUAUCAGCGUCUUCAAAUCCAGUGAACACAAACUACAAAGAAAAUUGAGUUUGAUCGUCAGUGGAUGGUACCUCACGGAAGAUGAAUUUGAUUCGAAACUCAAUGACCUCGUAAGCAUGGGACAGAUUGAAAAGGCAGCUGGUUGGGCUGUUUUCCAUGCCAAUGUCCCAAGAGCUAUAGAGAUCUUGUCGCAAGCCAAGAAUGAGCGACUUCGAUUGAUGUCAACAGCUAUUGCAGGUUAUGAGGCGUUCAAAGGAUCUACUACUAAUCUGCCAUGGAACGAUUUAUGCAGAAAACUCUCUCUUGAGCUUGAGAACCCUUAUCUCAGGGCCAUUUUCGCUUUCAUUUCAGACAACGAUUGGUGGGACGUUCUAGAUGAACAUGCAUUACCACUAAGGGAACGCCUAGGUAUCGCUGCUCGAUUUUUAGCAGAUAAAGACUUGAAUGUUUACCUCAACAGAAUAGCCGUGAAUGUCGUCAAUAGGGGCGAACUAGAGGGACUCAUACUCACGGGUAUUACACCUCGUGGAAUUGACCUUUUGCAAUCGUAUGUCGACAAGACUUCUGACGUUCAAACUGCGGCAUUGAUCGCUCAGUAUGCGGUUCCCAGGUACUUCAAAGAUGAGAGGGUCAACCAUUGGGUCGAUUGUUAUCGCAACUUGCUCAACUCAUGGGGAUUGUUCAAAACACGCGCAAAGUUUGAUGUGGCCCGGACCAGGUCUUCCAAAACUUAUGCUGGAAUGACGGUUGUAAAACCAACUCCUCGUCAAGUGUUUUUGCAGUGCGGUCGAUGUAAGAAGAACAUGGCUCUGCCUGCCAAAGGAAAGGGUCCAACGAACAAUUCAAUUUUGAUGCAAAAGUUUAACGCUAGAAACAAUCCUAAGGUUGUUCAUAGAGAUAUGAACUCUUGUCCACAUUGUGGAGUGGCUUUGCCCAGAUGUGCCAUUUGUCUUCUCUCGCUCGGAGCACCAAUGGCUGACUACGAUAUUGGCCUUUCGUCAAUGGCAAGCACAACUCAGAUCGAAAGCUUUAAGAACAAGUUCAGCUUCUGUUUGAGCUGUGGACAUGGAUACCACGCACAUCACGCCGAGGAGUGGUUUAGCAAACACUAUGUUUGCCCUGUUCCAGAUUGUGUUUGUCGCUGCAAUAGUAAGUGUGGCGGCUAA